AUUCCUUUUAUCAUAAUUCUUUAAUUAAUAGAUUUUAAAGAACAAAUUAAUAUUCAAAAUCAUUCAAUAUUUAAAAUGAGAACAAAGGGUGUUAGCAAUUUCGAAUAAAAUGUUUGUCUCAUUAUGGAAAUGAUCUUUGAAAGAGCUGAUGAAUUUACACUAAGGUUUUUAAAGAACCAUGAAAGUUCACUUGAACAUCACUAGAUUAUCAGGUUGAUUUAUCGAGUUCUUCUUCUACCUGAUAAUUGCCUUUAAGUCUUGCGAUUUUCAAUGACCUAGUUGGAAUAAUUUAUUCUUUUAUUGGAUAAUGUUAAUAAUGAUAUUCAUCCAUUAUUGCAAGCAGCAAAACAGAGAUUAAAGAAUAUUAUGAUUUAUUAUUAGUGAAAAAAUAUAAAAAUAACUAUUUAGAGUACUCAUAACUCGCCAUGAUUUGCUGAUUUUUGACGAUAAGCACUCUAAAUUUGACAAUCGUUACGAGAAUAGCCAAGAGAAUUAACGCUACACAGAAUGUAUCAAUACUCACGGUGUUAGUUAUGGUUUCUGGGG
Molecule: messenger RNA, 546 nt
Organism: Paramecium sonneborni
Lineage: Eukaryota; Ciliophora; Oligohymenophorea; Peniculida; Parameciidae
Source: the annotation of a GenBank genome assembly